Messenger RNA from Fusarium pseudograminearum CS3096, 513 nucleotides. RefSeq lists its product as uncharacterized. NCBI's taxonomy places the organism in Eukaryota, Fungi, Ascomycota, Sordariomycetes, Hypocreales, Nectriaceae. Gene Ontology annotation, molecular function: structural constituent of cell wall. Bases 1 to 513 code for a protein of 170 amino acids. The transcript is spliced from 3 exons. Gene Ontology annotation, cellular component: fungal-type cell wall. The record is from RefSeq and is a predicted model, not a curated record.
AUGCGAUUCACUGCCUUUCUGCUGCCCAUCGUUCUCGGUGCUGUAUCAGCUGGUCCCUGUCGACCUUCUAGCGCCGAGAGCAGCGCUGAAACCACGGAACUUGGCAGUGUGACCACAACCGAUCUGUUCCAAACUAUCACCGCGACUCUGUCAACCGACGAUGCAGCCACUGCUGUGCCUACAACUGAGAUCGAAUCAGCAUCAACGACGACACACAUAAUCGAGUCUACGACAGAAUCAGCCGCCGCUACUUCAUCCACGACUGCUGCUUCUCGCCAAUGCAUUGCACCAGCCUCCUUGCAAUGCUGCCAGAGUGUUGGAAAAGCGAACGAUGGCCCGGUUGGCCUGAUUCUUGGGCUGCUUGGUAUUGUUAUUAAGGACCUGAGCAUUCCAAUUGGAUUAACAUGCUCAUCUAUUCCAAACGCUGAAGCUUGUGUUGCCAACCGCACCCCAGUUUGCUGCAGUGACAACAGCCAUGGCGGCCUAAUUGCUAUUGGCUGUACACCAUUUUAG